Messenger RNA from Agrilus planipennis (emerald ash borer), 4044 nucleotides. RefSeq names its product protein son of sevenless-like. The record is from RefSeq and is a predicted model, not a curated record. The transcript has 11 exons. Gene Ontology annotation, biological process: positive regulation of GTPase activity; Ras protein signal transduction. Gene Ontology annotation, molecular function: guanyl-nucleotide exchange factor activity. Lineage: Eukaryota; Metazoa; Arthropoda; Insecta; Coleoptera; Buprestidae. Gene Ontology annotation, cellular component: plasma membrane. Bases 68 to 2863 code for a protein of 931 amino acids.
UGUUUUGUUAAAAGUGAGUUCGGGUAAGAGACUGACAGACAGACGAGUGUUUCUAUUUGACGGUCUGAUGAUAUUGUGCAAACCAAAUUCGCGACGACAAAGUUCGGUUCAUCUCAGUCAUCCCGAAUGUCGAAUUAAAGAAAGAUUUUUUAUUCGAAAAGUCGAAAUAAUUGAUCAUUCGGAUACUGACGAAUUAAAGAAUUCGUUCGAAAUAUCGCCUAGAAUACAGCCAGCCGUCACGUUGUGUGCGAAAAACGCCGAAGACAAAAACUCAUGGAUGGCCGAUCUCGUCAUGCUGAAUACACGUUCAAUGCUCGAACGAAUAUUGGACGGUAUUCUUUCGGACAUCGAGCGGAAACAUCCGCUGAAGUUGCCCUCUCCUGAAAUUUACAAAUUUGCCGAACCAGAUUCCAAAGACAAUAUAAUAUUGGAACAGAGAGAGAACGGCGGAGUUCCUCUUAUAAAAGGAGCCACUUUGUAUAAAUUGGUUGAACGAUUAACGUAUCACAUUUACGCGGAUCCGAAGUUUGUUCGCACAUUUCUAACAACGUUUCGCAGUUUCUGCGCUCCUUCGGAUCUUUUGGCUUUACUCAUCGAACGGUUCAAUAUACCGGACCCGUCUAUGGUCUAUUCUCAACGUGAAGAUUGGAAACGUUACCGAAAGGAGUACUGUCAACCGGUACAAUUCAGAGUGUUGAAUGUUUUGAGACAUUGGGUCGAUCAUCACUUUUACGAUUUCGAGCGCGACCCGAGCCUUUUGGAAAAAUUGCACGAGUUCCUCGAAUCCGUUAAUGGAAAGAGUAUGAAGAAGUGGGUCGAUAGCGUUCUAAAAAUUGUUCAGAGAAAGUCGGAGCCCGACAACCAGAGGCAUAUAAAGUUUGCGUUCGACGAAUUGCCACCUCCCAUAGAAUGGCAUCAUCAGGUGUCCGAAGAGGAGUACGGAAUAUUAACUCUUCAUCCUGUGGAAAUUGCUAGACAACUGACUCUUCUCGAAUUUGAUAUUUAUCGAACCGUUAAACCCUCUGAACUGGUCGGUUCUGUGUGGACGAAAAAAGAAAAAGAAGUGACGAGCCCUAAUCUACUUCGUAUGAUGAAAUACACCACAACGGUAACCCGAUGGCUCGAAAAAAAUAUCGUGGAAACAGACAAUUUUGAAGAAAGGGUGGCGGUUUUGAGUCGAAUAAUCGAAAUAAUGAUGGUUCUGCAAGAUUUGAACAAUUUCAAUGCAGUUUUAGCUUUCGUGUCGGCUCUCAGUUCUGCUUCUGUUCAUCGUCUAAAAUUUACAUUUAACGCUUUACCCCAAAACCAAAAGAAAAUAUUUGAAGACUGGAAAACGGACGACCACUUGAAGAGAUAUCAGGAGAAACUCAGGUCGAUAAAUCCGCCUUGCGUGCCUUUCUUGGGACUCUACUUGACUAACAUUUUGCACCUAGAAGAAGGUAAUCCUGACUUUCUGCCCAACACUCAACUGAUAAAUUUCUUUAAAAGACGAAAAGUGGCGGACAUUACGGGCGAAAUUCAACAAUAUCAAAAUCAACCCUACUGCUUUAGCGUUGAACCGAAAAUUAGACAUUUCUUGGAAAAUUUAAAUCCUUUCGGUGAUAUGAACGAUACGGACAUUAGUAACUACUUGUAUAAUAAAUCGAUGGAAAUUGAGCCACGUCAAUGUCGUCAAUUGCCCAAGUUUCCACGAAAAUGGCCAAAUUUAAAUUUAAAAAGUCCAGGCAUAAAAACGAAAAUCACACGAAUGACUGCUUCUUCUUCCUCUUCUUCAACGGCGACGGCAGUUGCGGUGGUAGGUCCAAUGUCGACCUUAUCUACAAUGACCACAACAACGACUACAGCUCCACUUUCGCAGAAUCAACAGUCCGUUCAAAGUACCGCCAAUAAUAUUCCAAAUGUCACCGGCGUUGUGACCACAAAACAAGAAGAAGCAGUGAGUGUUAAAGCGACGGACGACAUUGGCGGUACCAAGUCGGAUAAUGACUUCAGCGUUUUUGCACAGGUUCAGAUACCGACAAACAGCGGAGGUCAGAAUAGUCCCACUUUAAGCCCAAUAUCGCCAGCAGCUGCAACACCUUUGAUUAAUUGGUUCCAACCCAGUCACAGUAGGAGCCCUAGCGUUAGUUCGAUCGUGUCGGCUGCGUCAUUUCGCAGUUCCUCAUUCGUUAUUCCACCUCCAAUCAAUCCACGCGUCGAUUCUAUGUUUGUUAGUGGAGGCAACCUUGGCGGAAUAGCCCCCGCUCCUCCCCACAUCCAACAGCAAAAGAUCAAUCAGUCGCCCACUUACUGCGGCACCAGCGGCCCUAGCAGUCCCGGCCCUCAUAGUCCAUCAUCUCCUGGCCCAUUUUUACCAACCAUCGAUCCCGUUAGUCCUUGUUUGUCUUCGACACCACCUCCAUUACCGCCGCGACGAAGAAGAGAUAGCGUCGAAAUAAGUUCUCCUCAUCAGGCGAAGCUUGCCGUUUCUUCGAAAGAAAUUUCUCCGCCACCUCCGCCAUUACCACCGCGAAGGGAGGCGACCGUUUCCCCAAAUUCUCAUCACAACAGCCUGCCGUAUCCUUCUCAGAAUUUAAAUUUCUCUCCCAAUACGUUGCCAAGAUUAAAUCCAACAUACACGUCCCAGUUGCACAUAAGAAGGCAAUCAACGCUGCAUCCGCACCUUCCUCCUCGAAAUUUGAGCUACACCAACGGCGCUUCAAGUGCUCCUGUUCAACCGUCGAAUAUAUCUCCACGCUUUAUUAAUGAGUCGAAUUCGGGACAGGUCACCCCAAAAUUGCCACCAAAACCGGCCAUCCGUUCUGCCGGCAUCACGAGCGGCACAAUGUUCCACUAUCCCAGUACGUCUAAUACUUCAAACUAAAUAAAACAACAAAUUUAAUGGUUCUCGGUUUUUCCAAAAUAAGAUACCUACUGGACAAACUGAAUAUUUUCUUUUAGUUCUUCUUGUUUUGGCGUUUUUCUAUGACUAACGGAAAUAUCGUUAUCGAAUGCCUUAUCAUACAAUUGUUAUGUACGUUUUAUUUAUUCAGUUGUUUUAUUUAAAAACUUCUUUUUCUAAUGUCGAUUUUUUGAAUAUCUGUUAGUAUUUUUUCAUUUACGGUGAGUGCGAUUUUGCAAUAGAUUAUUUUAAUAUAAGUUAUUGAACCCCGACAAUAUUUAAUUGAAAAUGAAUUUUAUAAUUAUGUAGAAAAUGGAUUCGCAUAAUUAUGAAACCAAGAAUUCCCAGAAUUUUAUAUUGUUUUAAUAGGAAAACAGCGAGUGGGUCAUGCAAAAUUAUCGCCUUAAUCGCAUCAGCCACGCAAGGAAUCCAAAUUAAAACGGGAGUAUUAUGUACGAUACAAUUUAUCAUAUGGGUAGUACGCUUCUUCCAUUAUUAUCAUGCAUGUAUGUAUAUACAUUGCAAAUGCAAAUAAAAAUUUAUUCAGUUUUUAAAGUAAGAAUCCGAGCUUAAAGUAAACUCAAUUUUAUUAUCUUUCGCAUAUGUUCGACGUAUUUGUAUAUAAUGUUUAAAGUAUUGGAUUUUUAUUGCUUACCGACAUUUUCUGUGUUAAACAAAAAUAUACAUAGCAGUGAAAAUUGCAUUAGAUUUACUACGUGAUGUGUAAUUUUAUAUAUUGUAUAUUAAGAACAAGAUACGUUGUCGAGCUGAUUCGGCAACCACCGGCAUAAGGAAUUGUUGUAAUUAACAAAAAACUAUAUAAAUAAAUGAAUAAAGCUUCGUGUGAUGGGUGUACCCGUUAAUAAUGUUAUAAAGAUGGUUAUUUUUUAAAUGUAAUGUGUAUGCGUCUGUGUGCAUGGUAAGACGCACGAUUGAUCACAUUGCGUUGCAACACAAUGGCGGAACAAAAGGGCGAGAAAGUGAAUUGUGAAAUUGAUUUGCGAUUGAAAGGGUUGUGGGCAUCAAGAAUCGAUAAAUGUAUUAUAAUUUCGGUAUAAUUUAAAAUCUGUGAUAGUAGUAUGGACCAUUAUUUGUAAAAAAAAAAAAAAAUAUGUAGAAAAAUGUAUAACAGAUAGGGAAAAAUAAGACCAAUAAAUGUACCA